Coniophora puteana RWD-64-598 SS2 is the source of this 1854-nucleotide messenger RNA. RefSeq lists its product as uncharacterized. The record is from RefSeq and is a predicted model, not a curated record. Lineage: Eukaryota; Fungi; Basidiomycota; Agaricomycetes; Boletales; Coniophoraceae. The transcript has 2 exons. The coding region runs from base 1 to 1854 and encodes 617 amino acids.
AUGACUGGUGCUGGGUCGCUUCGACAGCGGCUCGCCGCGCUUGUUUUCAUUAUCGCUGUCCUCUCUAUCUCGUUUAUCUGCCUUUGGCCUAUGCUCACUUCUCCCACAAUCAUCGAAUCCUCCCUGGCUGCUCGAUCAACGACUCCAUUAUUAUCAAGUCUUGCUCCUGGUAUUCCAACACAAGGUAUAGCCCCAAUUGGUUCUCCUGGUGCAAACACGGCCAACAUCUCUACUUGCGCUCGUACCGGAUGCGACAACCCGUCGUUAAAGAGGUUGAAGCAUCGUCCCAAGAGAAAACACACAUCCGGCCCGAUUAGACUUGACCGUUCCAUCCUUCCCAUCCUCGAAUCUCUCCACUCCGAUGACCUCGCCUACCGUCUCGCAACAUCGCACAAGAAACGUUCAGGCAGAAGCUGGACUCCGUUUGUCGAUAGACUCCCCGAAGCACGCUCAGGCUCACAUCGGUCCCGCCAUUCUCGUCGGGAUGACACCCAUGACUCCCGUUCUGGUUCUGAAGCUAACCUCGACGCCGGUGUUAAGAUGUCCGAAUCCGGCGGUGCGACACUAGAGGACCUGGCCGCGUACGACGCUCAGUUCUGUCCCGGACCCGGACCAUGUCGUUUCCUCCUCCCUUACCGCAUUGGUGAGCAAGAGUCCAAAGCGCGCCAGCACCUCGCACAAGUCGCUCGGCUUGCCGAAGUGCUUAACCGCACUCUCGUUCUUCCGAACGUCGGGCGCAGCAGGGUGGGCGCGUGCGCGAGGUGGCCGUUCGGGGCGUAUUAUGAUGCUGGGCUUCAGUCUCUACCUGGGGGCGAAGGAGAGAGUGGAAAGGGAGAGGAGAACGGGGUAUAUGCGCGGGGCGUAGACUUGGAGAAGUUCAGAGCGUGGGUGCACGGACGUCCGACAAGACCAGCAUUGGGCAGCGUUCAGCUUCAGACUCGUGCGUCUGUCUCGGAGACCGAUAUCAACAUGGACUUGGAGGUCGUUGCUGCCUUGCCCAAUGCAUCGCCCAUGUCAUACACACCGUGUCUUCGCAAGCUAGGUCUCGGAUCUCUCAGAUCCUCCCCCUCGCCCCCUUCAUCGCCUUUCGACAACCAGGCUGAGCCAGUAUCGGCGGGGAUGACCAUCCUCGUCGCACAAGACAAGCUCCAUCGACCUCCGUACGAACCCUAUCCCGGUUCUCGCGUUAUCGACCUAAUCUUCAAGUCGCCCGCCAUAAACAACGCACAGGUCCUCGUGCUCGAGUACGACCUCCGCCAUCCUAUCUUCUCUCCAGCCGACAUCAUCAUCGACGAUCAUCUCCGGUAUGCACCCUGGCUGCACACACUCGCCCACCGUCUUAUCGAGCGAGCGAAGCCGAACAUCGGGGUCCAUUGGCGCAUGGAAGGUGUUCCACCGCAAAACCUUGAGCCGUGCGCACGCGACCUGGUGAACGUCCUGAGCGACCUAGCGCUGGAAGACGGUUCGGAGAGGGGCGUCAUCUGGCUCGCGACGGAUUAUCCAGGGCUCAUUCAAGUUGACAACUCCGUAUCGAUGCCUAGCACUUCGAUGAAGUCAACAACCUUCACAUCCAAUACGAGCGCCGUUGAGCCCGCUCUUGAUGUUCUUCGGAGCUCGGUCCGACCCGGAGGGCUCCUAGAGGGCUGGAAGCUGACAGAGCUUGACGAGCAGAUUCGCCACGCCGAGCUGGCGGAGAAAAUGUCUGAGAAAUUAACUGUCGAUGAAGGCCUGUUGGAGGAUAGCGGUGUUGUCGACGCUAGACAGAACCGCUUCAUGGCAUCAGAGGAACAUGACGAUAACAUCGUUCAGCUCUUCGGAGAGAGCACAGCGUUUGCGGAGUUUCGCAACGGUUAG